Quercus robur (English oak) is the source of this 1722-nucleotide messenger RNA. RefSeq lists its product as uncharacterized. The coding region runs from base 1 to 1722 and encodes 573 amino acids. The record is from RefSeq and is a predicted model, not a curated record. NCBI's taxonomy places the organism in Eukaryota, Viridiplantae, Streptophyta, Magnoliopsida, Fagales, Fagaceae. The transcript has 4 exons.
AUGGAAUCCAAUGUUAGCCAAGAUCCUGCUGCAUUAGCCUUACAAAUCCAGUCACUCGCAGCCACUGUGGAAGAACUUACUAGGCAAAACCAAGAGAUGAGGCAGCGGUUGCAACAAGAAGAUAACCACAUGGAAAUCAACAAAGACAAUGAUGGAGAUAGUCAGAGGAGACGAACUAGCACUCCAGAAGAGGCAAACUCAAAUCUUCUCAGGGAGAUGGGAAAGGAGAUGGAGGAGCUAAGAAAUGCUAUCAAGGGAAAGAUGAAUCAAAGUUUAGAUAGAAUAGUCAGAAAGACAAACUCACCUUUCAUCUUAGCAGUUCAGGAAUGCCUGGUGCCCUCCAAGUUUCGUCUACCCCAGCUCGAGCCCUUUGAUGGACUAAAAGAUCCAUUGGAUCACCUCAAUACAUUCAAGAUGACGCUGGGUCUUCAACAACCCUUUGACGAGAUUCUGCAGCUAAGCAGCUCCUUCCUUCGUCAUUUUGUCGGCAGGCAACGUCCAAAAAGGCUAGUUGACCAUUUGCUCACCAUCAAGCAAGAAGAAAAAGAAACUUUGAGGUCCUAUGUAGCGUGCUUCACCCGAGGAAUUCUGGAGGUGGACGAAGCAGAUGAUAAGGUACAACUUACGACCUUUAAGGCUGGAUUAAAGUCCAGAGAAUUGGUGGUCUCUCUAGCAAAAAAUCCCCCUAAGACGAUGGCAGAGAUGCUUUUGAAGGCACAGAAGUACAUAAACGCUGAGGACGCCUUGAUUUUGACAAAGAUUAAGGACGAACAGUAUCUUAAAUGUCCCAGGCCACUCCACUCGUUGCCUAGUGUGCGCGACAAAAGGAAAUACUGCUGUUUUCACAAAGACCACAGGCAUUACACAGACGAUUGCCGAAAUUUGAAGGAGCAAAUAGAAGAACUUAUAUGGAAAGGGAAAUUACAGAAGUACGUGAAAAGGGGAGAUUCUAGUAGGUAUAGGGACGACAAGAAGGACCAACAUGAAGGCUCUCAGAGAGACGAAGACCACCUACCACUUUGUCCACAGAGUGCAAUAAGGGAAAUAAAAACCAUCACAGGAGGACCAUCCACAGGUGGGUCAUUCAGAUCCCUCAAGAAGUCAUACCAAAGGCAGGUGAAUAGUGUCCAUAGCUUGCCUUCCUUGAAGCAAAGACGAACAAAACAAGACAUGUACUUCUCAGAAGAAGAUGGUAGAGGGUUAAAGCAACCUCAUGAUGACCCACUGGUCAUUAUAAUCAUGAUUGAGGGAUUCAACACAAGAAGGGUUCUGGUAGACAACGGGAGCUCGGCGGACAUUAUCUACCUUUCUACCUUUCAGCAAUUAAAAGUAGACCCGAAGAGACUUCGUCCUUUCGAGUCCCCCCUCAUUAAUUUAAGUGGAGACAAGGUGUACCCCCAUGGAAUAGAAACGUUAACGGUCACAGCUGGCUUUUAUCCCCUCCAGGCCAUCCUGGCCUCAAAAGAGAACCACACGUGGAUAAUCGAAGAUAAAACACCAGAAAUUGUCGAGAAGCUAGAAACGAUAGAGUUGGUCGAAGGAGAUCCAGCAAAGAUGACCCAAGUAGGGAUAAGUCUAAAUCCAAAGACAAAAGAAGAUAUUAUUGGCUUCCUGAAGGAUAACCUCGACGUGUUUGCAUGGAGCCAUGAGGAAAUGCCAGGUAUCCUAGCAAACAUUAUCCAACAUUGCCUUAAUGUAGACCCUGAGAAAAAACCUGUCUAG